AUGAGCGCGCAAACAGCUCCACUGGUCGAUUUGUUUAGAAAAUUACGAGUCGGUCUUGAUUCGGCUGCGAGCCAGAUUGGAGGUGGUCACUUCAUCUUAUCGUGGGCUGCAGCUUGUGGGGCAUACAAUUGGGCUGCUCAGGAUGUAGCAGGAAUGGAUGAGUACCUUGAUUACUGGAAUCUGAUGGCUUACGAUUUCUCCGGACCAUGGACCGACACUGCUCUUCCCGCUUCGAAUCUCCACCCUGAUGGGCAAUCUUCAGAUGUGGGAGCAUCUGGUUCACAGUGUUUACAACACUAUAUUGAUGAAGGUGUUGAUCCUAGGAAGCUCAAUCUUGGUAUGCCACUUUACGGAACAGGAUUUACAGGUACUCAAGGCAUGUGGACCCCAUGGACUGGUACCGAACAGUACGACGUAUCUGAACUACCCGUCGAUGGAGAUACAGUUUCUUACAAUGCCACUUUGGGCGGAUCAUGGAGUUAUAACCCAUCAAAUGGAAGAGUCGUAUCGUUCGACAUUCCCACUUUAGCCCUUCAAAAAGCAAUCUACGUGAUCGAGCACAAUAUCGGAGGAAUGAUGUAUUGGUCAAUCGACGGGGAUUACUCGAGACUUCAACCUGAAGGUGCUAGUAGACCUGGUGAUCUGAGUGCUGAGAGACAGCAUGACUGGAGCAAGAGAAGUGUUGACGGAAGAAACAAGAAAGGCGGAGAAGGAGAGGAGGGUGAUAAUUUAGGACAUGAUGGUGGAGGACAUAACAAUUGUACAGAAGAAGACCGGGGUGGACAUGGCCAAGGUGGUGGUGAUCAUAAUUGUACUGGUACAGGAGAUGACGGUGGUAACGGUGGUAGUAACAACAAUACUGUUUCUAUCAAUACUGCUAUUGGAUAUAGUCUGGUGGAUACGGUCGUCACUGCUUUUAAGAGGUAUGGAGGUGGGUUGGACACGACUACUAACAGGUUGGAAUAUCCUACUUCUGAAUACGAUAACCUUCGAGCUGGUUUCCCCUGA
Messenger RNA from Kwoniella botswanensis, 1008 nucleotides. RefSeq lists its product as uncharacterized. Gene Ontology annotation, cellular component: extracellular region. The record is from RefSeq and is a predicted model, not a curated record. NCBI's taxonomy places the organism in Eukaryota, Fungi, Basidiomycota, Tremellomycetes, Tremellales, Cryptococcaceae. Gene Ontology annotation, molecular function: chitin binding; chitinase activity. The coding region runs from base 1 to 1008 and encodes 335 amino acids. Gene Ontology annotation, biological process: carbohydrate metabolic process; chitin catabolic process. The transcript has 8 exons.